Cladocopium goreaui is the source of this 2313-nucleotide messenger RNA. NCBI's taxonomy places the organism in Eukaryota, Dinophyceae, Suessiales, Symbiodiniaceae. The record is from the annotation of a GenBank genome assembly.
AUGAGUUCCAUUGGCUCCGACUAUGCGCUGCUGGCGUCGGAGAAAAUCGGCCAGGGUAGCAUGGGCUUUUUCGGAAACCUGGAGCAUUUGUUGGGAGGUGCCUUGAGAAGCCACCAACAUUCCAGAUCCGACCUAGACGACAACGAGCGCCGAAGCGACCCUGACCGUGCCCGGGGUGCUGCUGCUCCCACGGCCCAGACGCUGUGGGACCCCAGCAGCUGGGGGGCCUCGAGCCCCGGUGCCCAGUCGCCCAUGAAGGGCUCCGAGUCGCCCCUGACGGUGGUGGCAGCUGAGGAUAUGCCUGGCUCACCGGGCCGCCUGUCUCCCAGGAGGGCGGUGAGCCCCAAAGGGAAGCAGGAGAAGGGGGUGCAGGAUCCAGAAGCACCCAUGCUACAUCAAGUCUUGGAGCAGCUUUAUACUGCCUUGAAGGCCUGGGAGGCCUCGGUGAAAGCCAGCACAUCUCUGACUGGAGCCUUUCUGCCAGACCGGGGCUAUCGACAAGAAGAGCGAGCCGUGAAUGUGGCUUCAAUUGCCUUUGAAGAAUUUCACGCCAAGUUGGGUUUCAUGCAGAGACUUGGGGCUGGCAUGAGUCAAGAUGAUGAUCAGAGAGCUAUGGUGCGGGGUCAGGAGCUGUUACAGGCCCUGGAGGGUCUGAGCCCUUGGGCGGAUGCCAAGAAGAUCCAGGAGUUGCUGAGGCUUCGCCAGGACUACUUUUUGGACUCGAAGUGGGACCCGGAAAGGUCCCGCUUUUCCUGUCCCUUGGCCGAAGGAUGCCGAAGGGCUGGGCGAUUGGGGCCGGGCAAAGGAUUGGAGCCGAAGAUUGGCCGAAGUGCUGAGCUGUUCCUCCAGCUGGUUCACGAGAAACAGCGCUGGCCCGAAGCCGAAGUUUUGGCCUUGAGAUGGCCUGACAACCUGGAACGCAUGCAGCUGGAUGAGCUUGGUAACACCGGUGUCGAAGCCUGGUUGAGCCGUGCCAAGAGAUGGCGCCAGCGGCACCAGGCGAAUCCCAAGAGGCUGCGACAGAGCAAGGAGGAGUUGGAGUGUUGCGGGCUUCCCAAUCUCUUGGAAGGAACUGCCAGCAACGGACAUGUCUAUGCCAAGCCAGUGGAGGUAUCUGGCUGUUUGACCUUUACAAAGAUCAAGGCGCGGAACCUCCGCAGCGCGGAUCUCAUGGACGAGUCGGACCCCUUUGUGAAGUUCGAACUGGGCACCCUGACUCGUCCGCAGAUCACCAGCACGGUCUGGAACAAUGAGAAGAAUCCAGAAUGGAAAGACCCAAGAACUGGUGCCUGGGAGAUUGUCCGGAUGCCCGUGGCCAAAGCUUCACGGGAGAAGUUUCCGGAACUGCGGAUUUCUGUCUUCGAUGAAGAUACCUUCUCUGCCAACGAUCCCUUGGGCAGCAGGAGUCUUCCGAUUCUGGAUCUCAUAGAAACGAAUGCUGGACAGCGCCUGGGAAGCAUCGGAAAGGAGAUCACCUUUCACACGGGGCCUUUGGAUCUGAUGGGCACCGGGGCUGGCGAUCGAAAUCCCUACCUUGAGAUGGAAAUCACCUGGACGCCCGAAGGCGUGGGAGUUCUGGCAGCUCCCUCUGAUCCACUUCUGCUUCCUCCUCAGGAUGAUGCAGCCUUACAUCUCCUGGCGGAGAUGGAAGAGCAGUUGCCUGCGUUCCUGCGGGAUUUCGGCCCCAACUCGGCAGAGAACUUGGGCUUCUUCUUGCAACGGAAGGACCAUCGCUUGGAUUCAGCAUUACCGCGUGCGUCGCCGGCUUCAAGUAGCAGUGGCAGUGACAAAGUGAGGCAGUACAACCAAGUGCUCAACCGAAUCAACGAGCAUUUGCAACAGUUUCUGAACUUUGCUGAACUGGGCGUGUUGCUUGAGAAAGCCCGGGACUUUGAGCGCAGCGUGGGGCGCCGUGAUGACCUGCGCCGCAUCUUCGCCUUCCAGGACGAACAGUUUCCCGACAUCGGCGAGUGGAGCACCGAUCGGCGCCGGCAACUGCGGAACCAGGUGUUCUUGGUGAAGUUAGCCCACAGUGGAACUGCCAGUGGUGCCCUUGACACGCUACAAAUGGAUGUGCGCUUCUAUGUCGUCAUGCUGUUCCUGCUGGCGCUGAUGUUUUUCAUAUGCUUAGACUUCUGGGCCCUUGGUCAUUUGCAUGAUCAAGAUGGGCGUGGCUGGAUUCUGGUCUUGUCGAACCUCAUGGGUUUCUUCGCCCUGGCAGCAGUGUUCGUAGUAUCGUUUCCAAAAUGGAAACACUACUUUGAAAAACCCAAAUCUGGAGUAAACACCUACCAGACUGUACCUCCUGCAUGA